GGCCAGGAGCAGUGAGAGGCAGCAUUUCUCCUGCUGGCUAAGCCAUGAUAUUCCUGUCACAUUUUGGUGGAGUCAUUUUGAGAAGAGCCAAAUAAGCCAGGGAGAGGAGAAUGGAGAGAGAAGAAAAAAGAAGAGGCGGGUUGCUUGUUGAUGCUGCUGCAUCGGUGGUGGUGUUGCUGAGGGGGGGAAUGUUGUGAAUGACUGAGGCAGCAGAGCAGCUGAGUGAGACUAACAAGUGGUUGCCAUGCAGCAGGAGCAAGCGUGCGUGCUUCUGGAGGGAGAGAUAGAGAAACAGAAUGAUAAUGAGUAGGAGGCAGCAAGUAAGGGAGCAUGAGGAGAGGAGCUGUAUCUCUGAGAAGAGACAUAUAUCAUAGCUUGAUCCAGCCUCUCCCUCGCUUCUCUGUUCCUCUCUUCAUCUCUCUACCUUUUUGUUUAGAUGUGGGGUUAGCCUAGCACACCCUGGAUGCUGGCAAUGGAUGGAUUAAUGGACAUAUGUCUGGGGGCUCCGAGACGGAGGAGUUGCUCGGAAGAAACAGCAGCAACAGGUCUGUAAGGAUGGAACGAUAAUGACGGUAACAUGCAGGCUCCUAAACGCCUGACCCUAUCGGAGGAGAGAUGAGGCACCUAGAUGUUGGUUUACCAUGUUUAGCGUCCACUACAACCACUCCCUUGCUGCCAUGAGCGGAAACGACAUGAUGGCGCACUCUCUGACUCUGGAGCAGAAGACAGCGUUUGCCUUCGUGGGGAUGCUCCUGGUGUUCCUGGGGCUGCUGAUAGUAAGGUGUUUCAGGAUCCUGCUGGACCCCUACAGCAGUAUGCCCUCCUCCAACUGGGCUGAUGGCAUUGAGGGGCUGGAGAAAGGGACGUUUGAGUACGCCCUUACUUAACACAGGGACACACACAUCCAUAGAUGUCCUCGCGAAUAGAAAAACGCCUAUAGAUACACAUACGCUUACACACGGACACAGAUACACUCGCACACACGCAAACACAUGUGACACACAGCCCUGCACAACCAUUGCACCUGAAACUGACACACCAUUAAGACAUCUCUCUGUGACAGACUCAGCUAAGAGACUGAAGCUGUGUAUGUUGUUCAAUGUGCGUGCACUGUUAGUUCAGAGCCAGUGUAGAGUCUCUCUACCGUAUGUGACUACAUGUCUGUUGUGUGUGUCUAACCAAGUGUGAGGUAGACGCUGUGUCAUAUCCUCCACUGCCCUUCUGCCAGGGUGGUGUGCAUUUCAGCUCAUCAAAUUUACACGGAAAUGGCUGAAGCUCCCUUUAACCCAUGCCUACAAGUUGAAUGUCUGUAGAUUAUAAGAGGAGGUAAGAGGUGGAUGCUCGCGGGACAGGGUGGGGAAUUAGGGUGCAGUGGGAUUAUUCAGAUACAGUUUGAAGACUCAGGGACAAGAUUCCUCAUGUGAACUCAGAAUGGGAAACAGAGUGGUUCCACCUCUGCACAGCAGAGCUGUUCUGCACAAGAAUGUAUACUGUCUGGUUGGAUACAGGGUAUUAUGUCAAACUAGUGCUUUGUGGACUAAUCAAAUCCAAUCUGUUGGUAAUCCAAAGGGAUGCUGCUGCUGCUGCUGCUGCUGCUGCUGCUGCUGCUGCUGCUGCUGCUGCUGCUGCUGCUGCUGCUGUGUAUGUACAGAUUGGUCCUUUCCGUGGUGUCUUGUUUUUUGAAGUCAUGCAGUGAAAGGCAACUGAACAAACUGUGAUUUACAUUAUGGUGUUACUGUUUCUAAAUGAUGCAAAAACAACUCUUUUAGAGUUUGUACUGCUGCUGGUUUUGAGUGAUGAUACGUUGUGUGUUGCCACAAUUAUAUGUCUGGGUGAAAGAAAAAAAAACAAAAAAAAACACAACUGUUUACUUUUGUCUGCGAAGACAUAUGAUUGUGUCUGAAGGUCGGCUGAUGCGAUCAAGCCAAAGAACUUUCGUGGGGGAAAUGAGGAUUAGAAACUAGGAAGAACUCUCUCUUUCAGUGCUGCUAGUUUUCUAAUGACAAGGAGAAACCCUCACUACCUGUCUGCGGAGGAAAAGGUCACAUGGAAAAUAGAGGUGGGAUGUCUGUCAGCACUGCACGUGAGCAUCUUUUUCCUCCUGUUCUCAGCCAUCCUCACCGGUUCACACCUGCUCUCUUCUCUCCAGACAGAGGAAGACGGGACUAAACAGAGACUGUAAUACGGCAGACUGGUCAAAGUCUUGAGUGUUCCUUUGCUAAUUCCUACGGUCUACGGUUUCUCCUUAGUGCUGUGAAUCUGCCUUACUGUGACCUUCAAUGGGUUUAUGUGCCUUCAUCUAGAAACAUUAGAGCACCUGUUUAUGUGUGUGUGUGUGUGUGUGUGUGUGUGUGUGUGUGUGUGUGUGUGUGUGUAUAUGUGUGCGUGCGUGUGUGUGUACGCGUGUGUGUGUGGCAUAUCAUGAUGACGGAUGACAUCUCCUGACCUGUUGCUUGCUCAGCUGGUGGUAGAGAUUUCUCAUUGAUAUAGAUUUGAUUCAAUGAUGUGAAAUAAAUAGAAUUUCUUCACUUUAAAAUAUUGUUGGCAUAAUUGUUGCUUUUCUGGUUCUCUUAUUGCAAUCUGAGGAGCACGUGAAACAAAAAAAAUAAGAAAUCACUUUUACAAAUGAGCAGGACACUUUAGGUGACAGUCGGCAGACGCUCAAAAUGUUUCUUGCUUCUGCCUCUAGUCUCCGGCGGUGGUCGUCCAUUAUUGCUGCGAUGCGUUAGAGCGGGAGAAACAGAGGUGAUCAGAAUUUUUAGCAAUAACUCUAGUAAGAGCAGAUUCCUCUACAGUUUACGGUACGUGCAUAAAUGUGCAGGCAUGGUCAAGAGACAGGAAAAAAAGGCUAAUGUAGCAGCAGUAAGCGAUACACACAGGCAUCCAUUGACAGUCUUGUGGUGAUAAGGGAGGUCUUGAUCUGCAGAGCCUACUGCACUCAGAGGCCAGGCCACCGUGCACACCUGCCUCAACGCAUCAUUCGUCAGGAAUGCAAUCAUUAUUGCACCAUUAUCUCUGUCACCUAUGUGACAUCCUUAUCUGAAAUCUAUUUUUAGUGGAAAAAAAAACACUUCGCUUUUCCUCUUCAGCCUAAAAGCCCACUAACCUUAGAGGA
Messenger RNA from Seriola aureovittata, 3115 nucleotides. RefSeq names its product cortexin 2 (gene ctxn2). NCBI's taxonomy places the organism in Eukaryota, Metazoa, Chordata, Actinopteri, Carangiformes, Carangidae. The transcript is spliced from 2 exons. The coding region runs from base 642 to 887 and encodes 81 amino acids. The record is from RefSeq and is a predicted model, not a curated record.